This is a messenger RNA of Hydractinia symbiolongicarpus, 1117 nucleotides long. RefSeq names its product ciliary-associated calcium-binding coiled-coil protein 1-like. The record is from RefSeq and is a predicted model, not a curated record. Lineage: Eukaryota; Metazoa; Cnidaria; Hydrozoa; Anthoathecata; Hydractiniidae. Bases 128 to 946 code for a protein of 272 amino acids. The transcript has 7 exons.
CUAUUUGUGGAUAUACCUAAUGUGUGAGUGAAGAUUGAGUUAAAAACAUUAAAUUGAAGUGAUUUUGUACUAAAUUAAAUUUAGGUUUUUAAAAACAGAAUGUGAUAGUUCAGCAACAAAAUCGUCAAUGAUGGUUUGGAAUCAAUUUAUAGAAACUGACGAAACUGAGCUUGUGAGAUUGAGGGAAUAUACUGCAGUGGAACUAGAAGUGUAUGUUAUGACUGUAAUGAAACUUGCAAUUCUGAUGGAUGAGACUGCUACUCAUGAAACAUCUCUCAAAAUUGGAGCAUUGAUUGAUUGUUAUUUUAACAUAUACAUGUUUUCUAAUGAGGAAUUGUUAUCGGAUGAAGAAUUACUCGCUUUUCUAAAGGUUCAAACGACCCUUCUUAAAAAUUGUGAAAAUGAUAUGGAUUUGGAGCAGAAUCUUCAUUGUUUUCGGGAAGUAUUAAAGACAGAUGAAAACGACACGGGUUUGUUUGAGGCAAGAAAUUUAAAGAAAAUAAUAGAUUAUAUGUUAUUAAGCUUUUUUCAACAUUACCAACUUUACCGUAUGAUGCUCACACAAAACCAAGAAGUGAAAGAAAUAACUAAAGAGGUUUUAAUAGAUAUCGUUCCAACCGUUCAACUUUUCCCUCCUCCAUUGGAAGAAUCGAUUAGUAAAGAAUGGUAUGAUUUGUAUGUUAAUCCCGUCUGCGAAGAAGUGCCUGGAUGCAAUGAGGAGGAUCACAUGAACAGUGACGAAAAUGUUGAACAAGCAUCAAAUGAAACAGAAAUGGAAUCAACAGCUAACUUUGUUUUGUCUCACCUCGAUAAAGACGAAAUGAAAGAGCUUAUAACGAAAGUUGCACAAGAGAAGCUGACAGCAGCGAAGUUGGAAUUGGAAAAGAAGAUCAGUGAGAAAGAAACGUUGCUGUUAAAAUCACUCAACAAGCUGCAAAUGAAAUAGUUCAACAUCCCGGUUAGUUUAAUAGAUCGGUUAAACCGUUUAAUAACAAUCUCACAAGGAGUGUAUAAUUUAUUUUUCUUUAUUUUGUAAAAAAUAGUAUAACUUAAUGAUACUGUAUAGAGAAUGUAUAUAUGGUAAAAAUGAUUUAAAUCUUCUUUGCCAUAUCCUGAA